Molecule: messenger RNA, 1737 nt
Organism: Salvia splendens (bonfire salvia)
Lineage: Eukaryota; Viridiplantae; Streptophyta; Magnoliopsida; Lamiales; Lamiaceae
Exons: 5
Coding region: 1-1737 (578 amino acids)
Molecular function (GO): zinc ion binding
Source: RefSeq, a predicted model, not a curated record
AUGACGAGACGCCCGGUACAUGUGAAGAAGUAUGAUGGCAAAAGACUUCGUGCUAUUUGUAGAGGAAAGUCUUGUGAAUGGUAUGUAUAUGCAAGACGGGUCGAAUCCCACAACGAUACCGAUUUUGUUGUUCUGAAUAUGCAGAGAGACCAUGCACACACAUGCUCUCAAGUGUUGGAUCAGAGAUGGCUGACGUCAAAAUGGCUAGCUGAGCGAUACAUGGAGAAGAUAAAAGCGAAUCCCCAUAUCCCAUUGGCAGCCAUAAGGCAGUGUGUGGAUGAGGAGUUCGGACUCCAAGUUGGUAGAAUGAAGGCGUACCGAGCAAGAGACAGUGCAUUGGAAGGUAUUUUUGGCAAGGCAGGACUCCAGUAUCGGAGACUUUUCGAUUACAAAGCUGAACUGGAACGGACGCACGCUGACUCUAGUGUGCACAUACAUAACGACAACUUCAGGGAUCCUGAAGUUGUGAGCCCGAGAUUCUUGAGAGGCCAACUUGUGACGGCCAUGGGAAUUGAUCCAAAUAAUGGUUGGUGGCCUAUUGCAUGGGCGGUGACUGAGGCCGAAAGCUACGAACAGUGGAAAUGGUUUCUAGGCUAUCUGGCAGAGGACCUCCUCAUACGUGAAAAUGCCCCCAGAUUUGUCUUCAUGUCUGACCAGCAAAAGAUAUGUGGUCUUGCAAAGGUAAUCCUUGAGGAUUUUCCACAGAACGAGCAUCGCUUCUGUGUGCAGCACAUAUACAACAACUUCAAGAAGCGUUUCAUCGGAGAGAAUUUUAAGGAGAUGUUGUGGGAGCUUGCGUCGAGUACAACCCAGGAAGAGUAUGUUGAGCGGAUGAAUGCACUGUGGAUUAUAUAUCCACAAGCACAUCAAUACCUACUCGGCGUAGCUCCCAAGGAAAAAUGGGUGAAGGCUUAUUUCUCUCCGCAUGUUUGUUGUGAUGUUAUCCUCAAUAAUAUAUGCGAGACCUUUAAUUCGAAGAUAGCAAUUGCUCGUGAGUUGGCCAUUGUCACCAUGUUGGAGGAGAUCAGGACAAGUCAAAUGGAGAAGAUACAGAUUAGAGGCCAGUGGAUCAAGACGUACGCUCAUGCCAUGCCGCCUGUUAUCAAAGAGAUUGUUGAUAAGUAUUUGGCGAGGGCUUCUUCAUGGAGACCCACAUGGAACGGAGAAGAUUCUUACCAAGUCUCUGGACCGUCAGGUCAGUACGUAGUGAACAUGCGGAAAUUUACUUGUUCUUGCAGACUGUGGCAGCUGAAUAGAAUCCCAUGCACCCACGCCAUCGCUACAAUCAACAAGAAUGGUAAGGAUGUAGCAGACUAUGUCUCCUGCUAUUAUUUGCGGUCCACCAUGACGCUAUUGUACGAGAAUGUCCUCUACCCAAUCAACGGGAUGGAUAAUUGGCCGAAGAACUCAGAAGUUGGAUUUGAACUGGCACCUCCUAGGACAAAGCGCCAACGUGGACGGCCAAAAAAACUGAGGCGUGAAGAUCUACAGAUCUUUACAUUCAUCACUUUUCAUGCGAAAUUUGGCUUCAAGAUCACCAUGCACAAUACUAUUGGAUCGGAGUUGUUCUUCAAACCUGUCUCGUUCGAGCUUGAUUUGUUGAAACCUAUUGUCUGCAAAGUGCAUCAUCAGAGCGGAGCAGGACUGCGACAGGGAAUGGAAUUGUCUGAAAUGCCCUUCAAGGCAAAACGGCCUUUUGGUCCGAAAAAUGGCUACAAAUAUCUCAUUCGUGAUUAG